This is a messenger RNA of Labrus mixtus (cuckoo wrasse), 2437 nucleotides long. Its product is annotated as potassium channel subfamily K member 15-like. Bases 379 to 1665 code for a protein of 428 amino acids. Gene Ontology annotation, cellular component: membrane. Gene Ontology annotation, biological process: stabilization of membrane potential; potassium ion transmembrane transport. Gene Ontology annotation, molecular function: potassium ion leak channel activity. The record is from RefSeq and is a predicted model, not a curated record. The transcript is spliced from 2 exons. Lineage: Eukaryota; Metazoa; Chordata; Actinopteri; Labriformes; Labridae.
AACAUUGGUGUUGAACUCACCAUGAUUCUUAUUCAAAUGAAAUGUUUACACACAGCUUUUUAUUGGUGACUGCUUUGCGCAUGCGAAGAGGCAGGCUGCGACCACUUGCUGAGACGGAUGACCGUGUGAGAGCAUCAAUCGCUCUCUAUAUACGCGCACGGCUGGAUAUGCGCGUUUUCACCUGAAUGUGAUUCCUGAACCCAUUGACUCAUUUUUUUUUUUUUUUUUGGCUCUUCGCUCUACACGUCUCUGUCGCUACUACGUUUUAACGCAACAGGCUGCAACACUAAUGUGGUGUCCACACGCCGAGGAGCCAGUCGAACACACCUGUAACUGCGCCGCUCCGCUCCGCCGACUGUUUUCAAGCCGACAGCGAGGAUGAAGAAGCAAAACAUCCGGACCCUGUCGCUCAUCCUCUGCAUGUUCUCCUACCUGCUGGUCGGCGCCGCGGUGUUUGACGCGCUGGAGUCCGAGUCCGAGAACUCCCGUCGGCGCAUCCUGGAGCAGAAGCGCAACGAGAUGAAGAAGAAGUACCGCUUCUCCGAGGACGACUACCGCGAGAUCGAGCGAGUGGUGUUACAAGCUGAGCCCCAUCGCGCGGGGAGACAGUGGAAAUUUGCCGGCUCUUUUUACUUUGCCAUAACAGUCAUCACCACCAUUGGUUAUGGACAUGCAGCACCAGGCACGGAUGCAGGAAAAGUCUUCUGCAUGUUCUAUGCCGUGCUGGGUAUCCCUCUGACUCUGGUCAUGUUCCAGAGCCUGGGAGAACGGAUGAACACGUUCGUUCGCUAUCUACUCCAUAAGAUGAAGCAGUGCCUGGGCUUCAGACGCACAGAGGUGUCCAUGGAGAACAUGGUCCUGGUGGGCUUCCUGUCCUGCAUCGGAACACUGUGUGUUGGUGCCGCAGCCUUCUCCCACUUCGAAAGAUGGAGCUUCUUCCACGCUUACUAUUACUGCUUCAUCACGCUGACUACCAUCGGCUUCGGGGACUUCGUGGCUCUGCAGAAGAAGGAGGACCUCCAAGAGAAAACGCCGUACGUGGCGUUCAGCUUCAUGUACAUCCUGGUGGGGCUGACUGUCAUCGGGGCCUUUCUGAACUUGGUGGUGCUGCGCUUCCUCACCAUGAACACCGAGGACGAGAGGAGAGACGCUCAAGAAAGGGCUUCGCUGAAGAGGGACAGAGGCCUCUUGGACGGGGCUCUACGCGUCGUAGGGGAGCAGAGCAGAGACAGGGAGAGGAACAGGAGCAAUGUGGCGCACAGUCGCACUCGUAGCCACAGCACGCUAUUCCUCCCAAUCGAGGAGGGGACCAGCCGCACAAACCUCAUCUCUUCCCCGGCGGAGGAUCAGGAGAGGCAAAGAAGCCCCUGCAGACACAGGCUGCAUUUACAGAUCAAGACAGGACGACACAGGAGAGAGUCCAGCCUGAGCUCCCUCUGCUCCUGUGUGUGCUACCGUUUGGGCAUGUGUGACAGUCCUUUUGUGUCCAACAGUGAACACCACGGCUGCCACAUUAACUCUGUGUACUAUAACUCAGUAUCCUAUAGGAUCCAGGGCUGCUCACCUGGUUCCAGGGACAACACAGGACUGUCUUCCCCAGGAAGCACACUCUCACCUGGACAUAGCUUCCUGGAGUUCCCUCGCUCAAGAAGAAAGUCAGUGUAGAGAGAACUAUAUUUGGAAAGAGCAUUUGCACAGAAUGUGAACAGUAUUUUCAAUGUGUUACAUCUCUUUUUUUUUUUUCCUGCAUGUCAAAAGAAUCUGAAUCUUUUUGUUUUUGUUUAGCCAGGAUGAUUUCUUCUCUUCUUUUACAACAACUUUAAUUUUGUUCUGCUGUUUUUUUUUUCUCUCGCAUGUAAGCCAAAGUGCAGUGCAUGCUGAAGAGAAUGUAAAGCACACAAUGUGAAUGCAUGAGUGCCGUGAAAAGAUGUCAACAGUCUGGCUUUUCAUCUCCGAUCUUUCCAGAAGUAUUUUGGAUAUAGUGCUUAUCGAUGAUUGUAUACCUGUUCAGUGAAUGUAUGUCAAGAAUCCAAGUGGCUCCUGCUUUAGACAGAAACUUUUUCAUGCCAUAGCUAGAAGAUGUCAUUACACUUUUGUAUUUAAAAAAAAAAAAAGCCUUAAAGAACUUUUACCAAGCACAGAAUAGAUUUGGCUUCUUAGCGCAUUGAAUUGAAUAACUCCUGUUAUUACUUAGAUCUAUACAAACUUUUUUCUGUGCAUUGCACUCUAAUACAAAGAGAUUAUGAUUGUUACAUGACUGAUGGAUGUAGCACACAACAUACUGUAUAUGUAGCAGGUUACUUGUACACUUCUAACAAACCUGGGAAAUAUUCACUUUUUAGCCAGGAAGGUGUUGUUUCCAUGUAGACUUGGUUUCAAUUCAGAUUUGAUGUGAACCUCUUACAGUGUUGUUUUAUUAAACCAAAGGAAAGGAGCA